Molecule: messenger RNA, 261 nt
Organism: Aureobasidium vineae
Lineage: Eukaryota; Fungi; Ascomycota; Dothideomycetes; Dothideales; Saccotheciaceae
Source: the annotation of a GenBank genome assembly
AUGGAAGCCGCCGCCGAAACACACACCGAUCUGCUCAACCUGCUCAACGAAAAGAACAUCGCUCUCACCGAAACCAAAGCCGAAGCAGCCCAGAGCGCUGAAGCUGUCAACAAGAUCAUCGAAGAGAACCUGCAGCUCAAGGCUGAGAACGAGCGUCUUCAAGUUGAAGUCAAGGAACUUAGAAUCAAGCUGUGGGACGCAACCGAGGAGGAACGCAAGAUGAAUUCUGGUCGUCUGCGCGAUGUUUUGAAGGUUCUUUGA